AUGAAACCCCAGUCACGCUGCCCGAUUCGGAACGCCGCUCGACUCCUUGUUCUCGCCGCCCGAUUCCCCGUCAUGCCUCGCGAUUCUUCUUUCCCGCCGCCCGAUUUCCCUUUCCCGUCGCCCUACUCCCCUUCCCAUCGCCCGAUUCAUGUUCCCGCCGCCCGAUUCAUGUUCCCGCCGCCCGGUUCCCCUUUCCCGCCGCCCGAAUCUCACUCCGCGCCGCCUGAAUCCCCUUUCCCGCCCAUUGAUUCCAGGCGGGCCGCCCGUCCGCCCCUUCCCGCCGUCCGAUUCCCGUUCCCGCCGCCCGCUUCCCCUUUCCCGCCGCCCGAUGCGCCUUCCCGCCGCCCGCUUCCCCUUUCCCGCCGCCCGAUUCGCAUUCCCGCCGCCCGAUCCCCUUUUCCCGCCGCCUCCCUUUUCCCCUGUCCGUCGCCCGACCCCCCUUCCCUUCCUUCUCUCCCUUCCAUCCCUUCUCUCCCUUCCCUCCCUUCUCUCCCUUCCCUCCCUUCUCUCCCUUCCCUCCCUUCUCUCCUUUCCCUCCCUUCCCUCCUUUCCCUCCAAUCCCUCCCUUCUCUCCAGUCUCUCCCUUCCCUCCCUGUCUCCCUUUCCUCGCUUCCCUCCCUUCCCUCCCUUCUCUCCCUUCCCUCCCUUCCUCCUUCCCUCCCUUCCCUUCCUUCCCUCCCUUCUCUCCCUUCCCUCCCUUCUCUCCCCCCUUACCUUCUCUCCCUUUUCUCCCUUCCCUAUCAUCCGUCCUUGCAAUCUCCUGUCUCUCCCUUCUCUCCUUUCUCUCUCUUCUCUCCCGUCCCUCCCUUCCCUCCCUUCCCUCCCUUCCCUCCCUUCCCUCCCUUCUCUCCAUUUUCUCCCUUCCCUCAUCCCGACUUCCAAUCUUCCGUCUCUCCCUUCCCUCCCUUCUCUCCCUCCUCUCCCAUCUCUCCUUUCCCUCCCUUUUCUUCCAUCCCUCGCUUCCCUCCUUCCCUCCCUUACCUUCCCUCCCUUCUCUCCCUUCCCUCCCUUCUCUCCCCCCUUACCUUCUCUCCCUUUUCUCCCUUCCCUAUCAUCCCUCCAUGCAAUCUCCUGUCUCUCCUUUCUCUCCCUUCUCUCCCGUCCCUCCCGUCCCUCCCGUCCCUCCCGUCCCUCCCGUCCCUCCCGUCCCUCCCGUCCCUCCCGUCCCUCCCGUCCCUCCCGUCCCUCCCUUCCCGCCCUUCUCUCCCUUCAAUACCUUCGCUCCCUUCCCGCCCUUCUCUCCCUUCAAUACCUUCGCUCCCUUCCCGCCCUUCUCUCCCUUCAAUACCUUCGCUCCCUUCCCGCCCUUCUCCUCCCCCCCACCGUAUCUCCGUUACCUUCCAUUUCAUCCCUACCCUUCCUCGUCUCUCCCUCCCGACAUCUCUCCUGCUUCUCCUUUCACUCCCUUUCAUCCCUUGCCUCCCUUGA
Messenger RNA from Closterium sp. Yama58-4, 1428 nucleotides. NCBI's taxonomy places the organism in Eukaryota, Viridiplantae, Streptophyta, Zygnematophyceae, Desmidiales, Closteriaceae. The record is from the annotation of a GenBank genome assembly.